AUGGGUAUGUUCGGCGGUAAGGGGUGUGGACUGUUGGUGGUGUCUUUGGUCGUUUCCAUCUUUGCCUUCGCAACCUUGUCUGUGAUUCUAUUCACUCUAAACCUCGAUGGCAAGAACACAUUCAAACCGUACAUAUCCGACCGCUUCGUGCUACCGUUCCCGAGCUUAUUCGAGGAGUUCGAGCUCGACAGCAAUGUGUCACAGAAGUCAUCCGUGCAAGGGUCCCGGGGCAGCCCGGAGACAUGCUGGCGCCGAGUAGCUCCCGAGUACGAGACUUACGUCUCGGGCCGCGGCAAGGUUUUCGACUAUGUGGCGCCUAAGCGUUUCACGGUCGGCGGCGACAUGCCUGCUGGUUGGCUGUCGUAUACGCCCAUAGACUCGUCGGUUAUCGUGGUUGUUGACGGCGCGCGCGUCGACUACGCGCUGUAUGACCCCACUCUGAAGCCUGGGGAGCCUCGCGCGGUGUUCACCAACCACAUGCCGCUGUACCACGACUACCUGCACUCGCCAACCACCCGCAACUACAGCCGUUUCUUCCGCUUCGAGGCCCCAACGCCAACAUUCACAACUUUCUCCUUCAAAUGUUUGUUCACGGGCGAAUCUCGCCGCGGCAACAUGUGGCAGGUGGUAGGGGCCGCAACUGCGGUGCAGCUGGAGAUUGACAACUUCGGCAACCAGUUGGCGCACAACGGCGACAAGUUGUGUCUACUGGGCGAUGUGAUUUCUUAUGAUCUGCUGGGCCCCGAGCGCGUGUUCAUGAAGCACACAGGCAAGGGCAUAGACAUUUACGACAUGGUGUUCCCCGACUCCCUGGUAAGCUCGCACUAUGCGGAGUUCCUGGACCAGUGCGACGUCAACGUCCUGCAUUUGCUCGCCAUCGACCACCUGGGUCACAGCGGUAAGCGUGUCAGCGCGGAUAUGACCUACUACCUGGACGACUACGACGCGUUCAUCCGUCAAAUCAUCACGCGCGCCUUUGAGAAGUCGAAUGUAAUGGUGUAUGUGUUGGGCGACCACGGGCAGAAGACGAACGGCUCCCACGGUGGCGCCACCAAGGAGGAGGUGGACUCGUUUUUGUUCGUUACGUCCGACCUCGAGCUGCGCCGGGUAACGAGUGACAUGUGCGAUCUCAACGACGCGCCCACCGGGUACGCCAGGGAACACAACGUGCUGAACGGCCGCGUGUCCCUGAGCUACCCCGUGAACAAGUCGGCGCACAUUAACGUGGCCAGCUCCCUGUGCCUGUUAAUGAACAGGCCCGUGCCCUUCCACUCGGAGGGCAGCAUCAUUAAGGAGAUAGUGCCGCUCAUAAAGGACGCGCGCGGCAACGUGAACAAGCUCCUUUCGGUGAAGUACCUGACGCAGCUGCUUCACGUGGUUGCGCAUAACGCGUUGCGCGCCGUCGACACGACGAUACCGGAUUCCGAGAAGCAGAAACACAAAUGCAAGUACGCUGCGGUCGUCCGCGAACGUAAGGUUCUGUCGCACUACUACAGCUUCGUGCGCAGCAUGGGCCGCGACCAGGUGGAGCCCGCGGCGAUGGUGGAUAUAUGCAACUCCUACAUCAGGCAGUGCGAGCGCCUGAUAGCAGCCACCAAGCAGAUGAUCGUUGCAACCAACGUCUUUCUGACCCCGGAGUAUAUGGUCCUUUCGACCCUGUUUAUGGCCAUAGCGUGUCUAUUGUCGGCGUAUUUGUUGCUGGUCGCGUGCCGCAUCUGCCACGUGCGGAAGUUGUCCGAAGACGAGCUGGUUUUUUUCGAGGCCCGGAAGUUCCCUACGAUUGGUCGGAUUAUGAUGCGGGGGCUCAUAAAGUUGGUUCUGGCCGGUGCUGCCGCUUGGGCCAUUUCGGCUCAAAUUGACCAGGUUAGUGCGCAGGUGCCUACGGGCAUCGCGGUGCCUAGACACUUGGCUACUAGCGUGCUCAAGCGUUUCAUCAUGCCCUUUGAGAGGUGGUGCGACAUAGAGGCACCAAGCCCAUGGUUUUAUUUGGCGUGCUACUUAUGUUUGUUGUUUGUAUUGUGCUUCUUGUUAGACGUGCCAUUUUUCGUUCGGAACUUCGCGCUGCUGUACCGUGAGCGGAAACACUUCGCUCAACCGCUGCCCGAGGGCAGAUAUGACGGUGGGCUGAGGCAGUUGCUCUCCCAUAUGUCAGGUGUGAACCCCGUUGCUGUGGCCGUGAUUCUCUACGUUCUUCUCGCUGUAAAGACGAUCGUGUCCCAAUGCGCCAUUAUCUCGCAUGACACUGCGUUGCGUCACGCCGUCGUUCUGAGUCUCUACAUGGCCAUGUUUCCGGCGGUGAAGCGCACGGGGUCGCUGCGUCUGUACGGUGCGUAUCGGAACUUCGGCGUGUUGUGUUUCGUGUUGAAGUUUUCGUAUCUGAUUCACCGCUUCGAGGAGUGCCGCAGCAUCGGCAACAUGGAGCCCCAGUGGUACAUCAAGGUGAACGAUGUGUUCCGCACGUUUGAAUGCGGAGCAGCGGUGCUGACUGUGUAUUACUUCACCCUGCUGCGUUUGACGCGGCACCCCGUGAACGGCGGCGACGCUGCCGAGAUGAGUCUUCCACUAAAGGCAAUACGCCGCAGUCCAAUGAACAGACCGUUGCUGCGCGGGGUGUGGACCAUCCAAUACGUGCUGUUGAUGCUCCACUAUGCGAUGAAGUGCGAACGGCAUUAUUUCUCUCGCCGCGUGGUUUCCUGGCUGAGCAUGCAUCUGAUAAAGGUACGCAAUCCCGUCGUGGCAAAAACUCUCCUCGCCCUGUACAGCGCACGCGCCAUGGCGGUACUCACCAUGCUGGUCUGGCUCACACUGGCGUUGGACUUCCGGGGCACCAUUUACAAUCUAGAGGGCGUGCCGCAUAGCCGCUCAAACCGCCUCUUUUGGUUCCUGACGAACAUGUUGUGGAUGGUAUUGCUUCUGAACGGCCCCAAGAAAGCGGUCGGCGCGUUCGCUUUCGCGCUGGUCCUCUACAAUACGUCAUCGCUUUUCGCGAAGCUGAGCGUGCGCAGUCGCUUGAUGUGCACGGUAGUGUUUCUGCUGUUUUGCGACCUGAUGUACUUCGUUGCCGGGCAUCAGGAUUCGUUGUUCCAGCUGGACUUCGACUCCGCCUUCUUGUUCUUCGACACAUACGUCGGCCUGCCGUGCGACAUCGCAGUGGCAUUAGCUUUCGCCAUAUUCAACAUUACCGCCAUCUGCGCCCUGCAGUACCUGUUUGUCUCGGAGAGCGAGCGGGACUACCUGGCUAAGCUCUCCGAGACCGCAACUUCCGGCUCAGCUAAAACAGGCGCCGACAAGCCGUCUCCGAAGGCCUCUGCAACAGCCAAGUCCACCGAAUCGAAGGAGUUUAGCCAUUCGGAUUUGGCUUCGUGGAUAGCAUGCGACUCGUUCGAGUCCGUGGCCGGGUACACCUUUUUGGCGUUGGCGCGGCUGACGUUAACGCUGGGGAUACUGUUCGCCCUGUCGGGAAACCAAUGCGUAGGUGCGCUGUGA
Babesia bigemina is the source of this 3486-nucleotide messenger RNA. RefSeq names its product membrane protein, putative. The transcript has 5 exons. Gene Ontology annotation, molecular function: mannose-ethanolamine phosphotransferase activity. Bases 1 to 3486 code for a protein of 1161 amino acids. The record is from RefSeq and is a predicted model, not a curated record. Gene Ontology annotation, cellular component: endoplasmic reticulum membrane. Gene Ontology annotation, biological process: GPI anchor biosynthetic process. Lineage: Eukaryota; Apicomplexa; Aconoidasida; Piroplasmida; Babesiidae.